AUGGCGUCUUGGCGCGAGGCCUUCGCGCUGUCGAAAUCCCAGGUUCAGGAUGCCUCACCUCCUGGUACUGUUGAGAUUUUUGAUGUUGGCGACACGGAGGGUGCGACACCCAACGCCUCGAUUGUGCUGUUUCCAAAGCCAUCCGCCGACCCUCGUGACCCCCUCAAUCUUCCUACUUGGCGCAGGAUUGCGGCUCUCUUGACCGCUUCCAUCUAUGCUUUUGUUGCCAACUAUUUGAGUUCUUUGAUGGCCCCAUCUCUGCAGAUGUGGCCUGCUCAGUUCCCGAAUGACCCUCAGCCGCAGUUCCGCCUGACACGGCUCAUCGCAGUGAAUAUUCUCAUGCUCGGCGCUUCCAAUAUUUGGUGGGUGCCGCUCUCGAACUGGGCGGGACGUCGGCCUGUUUUGAUCAUUGCAACCCUCAUGAUGACGGUUUGCUCUGUCUGGGGAGCCACGGCAACCUCGUACAACUCGCUGCUCGCUGCUCGUAUCUUCCAAGGAGCUGGAGGUGGUGCAUCUGAAACAGUCGCCCCUGCCUUGGUAGGCGACAUGUUCUUCGCCCACGAAAGAGGCCGCGCCAUGGCCGUGUACACCAUUUUCCUCGCCGCCGGCGCAACGGCUGGUGGUUUGAGUGGUGGCUACAUCGCGUUCCACUAUGGCUGGGACUCGACAUUUUGGGUCAGCGUCGCCCUCGCGGGCUUCUGUUUUCUCACGACUUUGGUCUUCGUGCCCGAAUCACUCUUUGACAGGGCCGAGCCUUCGAGCCCGGAGCUGAGCGACGAGAAACGGAAAGGCCAGGCCAUACAUGAGGAGAGUCACGAACUCGUCGAGCCCGUCUCGCUUGUGGCGUCGUUGGGCUUCCGUCGCCCGACCGGCAGCUUGGUGGACCACUUCACACGACCGUGGCGAGCCCUCCUCCUGCCUGGCACAUGGGUCGUUACGCUCCAUUACGCCGGUCUAGUCGGUGGCAUCGUCACCAUCUCCACGGUGGGCGCGAAUCAGAUGGCCAUGCCGCCGUACUCGUGGGGUGCCAAUGCCGGUCUGGUCAACAUUGGCGGUCUCGUCGGCGUCGUUCUCGGCUACAUCUACACCUACGUACUCUCCGACGCCCGCUUCAAGAAGAAGGCCAAGGUCCGCGGACACGGAAUGUCAGAGGCGGAGGACCGUCUUCCUCUUCUGGCCUUCCCACUUGCCCUUUCGACCUGUGGGUUCUUCGUCUUCGGCUUCUGCGCGCAGUACCCUGGCGGGACUCGUUGGGUUGGACUGCAAGUUGGUUUCGCCAUGCUGUCUUUUGGCCUGAUGCAGGUGCCCUCCAUCGGAUUCAACUACCUCAUUGAUGCGUACACUGUCGCCGCAUCGGACUGCUUCACCGUGGCCACGAUCAUCCGUUCUUGCAUCGCCUUUGCCUGGACUUUCUUCGUCUCGGACUGGGAGCACAAGACUGGCCCGGCUGAGCCAUUCGGCAUCUUCGGCAUGCUCAUGGGCCUCUUCUCCCUGACGACCAUUCCUCUGUGGCUCUAUGGCAAGCGGCUCAGAAUUGUGACAGCCCCCAUGAUCCAGAGGUGGAUGUAG
Molecule: messenger RNA, 1569 nt
Organism: Verticillium dahliae VdLs.17
Lineage: Eukaryota; Fungi; Ascomycota; Sordariomycetes; Glomerellales; Plectosphaerellaceae
Exons: 5
Coding region: 1-1569 (522 amino acids)
Biological process (GO): transmembrane transport
Molecular function (GO): transmembrane transporter activity
Source: RefSeq, a predicted model, not a curated record